AUUUCCUUUGAUUUCUACUCACUAAUCAAAACCUCCACUAAACCCACACACACCUUCAACUUACAUAAAUGUUUCUUCAAUUAAUAAAAUGAAUCAAACAUCAAAUUCUAUGCUGCCGCUCCGAUCUUCAUCGCAAUCCGACAAUCCAUCCAGUUGUAUUUUCCCCUCUACAAUCGUUCUUCUCCAAGGAGAUUCUUGAGUUGUAUCACACUAAUGACUAAGGGAGCUCGAUCUCGUAAACCAUCCAUCAAUUAUAGAUAUAACUCUCAUGAAGGAGCUAUUUUUGAUCUUGUGGAUGUUCCCCGUGAAGAUUAUGCUCCCACUUCUAAUGAUAAUACCAGAAAACCUGCUAACCAAACUGAAGUGACGCCACCUAUAGUAUGCACAGCUGAUCUCAUAUCAGGAGCCUGCCAAUUAUGGAAUUUUGCCGCCUCGUCUCUUCCUGUUUUACAUCAUAGGCAAUCAACACAAAACAAUGAGAGCCUUCAGAAAGAAAAUAUGUUUUAUUAUCCAGCCGAGCAUGGAAAUAUCGUUGGAUCUGUAUCUUCUGAGGGUCAGAAUGUCUUGGUCAGUUUAAAAGCUGAUAGUCACGUUUUACCCACAGCAAAUGUGCAAAAUACCUUAGGCUUUUUACAUGUAACCGAAAAGCUUUCUUCUUUUGAUUGUGACAGUGUGCGUCAAAUUUACCAUCACGCUUUGAGAAGUCUGGAUACUGGUUCUGGCACGGUGGACCUAUCUGGCACAGAAAAGCGGGUUUCUAGUGUGAGGAUCUCAUGUGGAUUGCAAAAUAUGUAUGUAUGGAUGAGCACGAUACAGCUUCUGAGACCAACUGAGCAUUGUAAAAGUAGAACAGAUUAUUGCUAUAAUGCUGGAGAAACAAGUAAUGUUGAAGUAAAUACUCGAGAUAACAUUACUAGACCUGAUAAUGGUAUGACUACGAUAAAUGAUGUUGGCGACAAUGAAGUAGCCAACACUCAGGAAUCUGAGUCACAGGAAAAUACUAGCAAUAUGUUAAAAAUAAAGGUGGAAUGUACGUCUUUGUGCUCGGAUUAUCUUCUUAGUUCUAUACAGGAUGCAGAAGCAGAUGAUAGUGAUUCAGGUAUGAGUUCUUAUUUAAAUUCUCGACAGGAGAAAGAGGAUGACUUAUGUGAGUCCAUAGAGAGUCAAGAAAGUCAUUUUGUCAAUCAGGAAAAUUCUGCUGUGCAGAUCUUUCCAUCAUCAUUGUAUAAACCACAGUAUGGACUUGCAAAGCAAGAACAUGCUUAUGCUGGAGCAUUUGCUGGUGUAUUUGUCAGUCUGUGUUUGCAUCCAAUUGAUACAGUUAAGACUGUCAUUCAGUCUGGCCAUACCGAACAAAGAUCUAUUCAAUAUAUCGGCAGAUCAAUAAUCUCUGAAAGAGGUUUAUCUGGACUUUACCGGGGAAUUACAAGCAAUAUUGCUUCUUCAGCACCAAUUUCAGCAAUUUAUACUUUCAGUUAUGAAUCGGUAAAGGGGGCUCUGCUUCCUCUUGUGGCCAAGGAAUAUCAUUCAUUGGCCCACUGUGUGGCUGGAGGCUGUGCAAGUGUUGCUACUUCAUUUGUUUUUACUCCAAGUGAAAGAAUAAAGCAGCAGAUGCAAGUUGGCUCACAUUAUCAUAGCUGUUGGAAUGCCUUGUUAGGAAUCGUAAGGAAAGGAGGCUUUUUAUCAUUAUACAAUGGGUGGGGAGCUGUACUCUGUAGGAAUGUUCCCCAUUCUAUCAUCAAGUUCUAUACAUAUGAAAGUUUAAAGAAUGUGAUGGUCGCUUCACAGCAGCGACAUGCUCAGCCAACCACGAUAUCAACGCUAUUUUGUGGAGGAUUAGCUGGAUCUACUGCUGCUUUAUUUACAACUCCUUUUGAUGUGGUGAAGACAAGAUUGCAGACACAGAUACCUGGAUCCGUAAACCGCUAUAAUGGUGUGUACAACACUUUCAGAGACAUAGCUCAGCGUGAAGGCUUUAAAGGUCUAUAUAGGGGUUUGACUCCAAGAUUGGCCAUGUACAUGACUCAGGGAGCACUUUUCUUUGCAUCUUACGAGUCAUUUAAAAAGUUAUUUUCUUUGGAAGCUACUCAACUCGAAUCUUAAUCUGAGGGUUGAUACAUUGCCUAGCUAACAUAUAGGUUGUUCGCCUUUGAAACUUUUUUGGUUGAUCUCGACUCGAGAAACCUAAUUUUGGGUAUUUUAUGCAGGUGAUGAUUAUGUUGAUUCUUUUAGGUGUUAUAGAUAUAACUCAUGUAAGAUUAGAAACUGAAAUUCAUUUUGAGUGCAUAAUAUGUGUAAAGAGAGGGAUGACAAAAGGGAAGACAGUUUAAAGAGGAAACAAUUCGAUUUGUAGAAUUUUUGUGGAAAUGUUAGCUACCGAUUUUUGUCA
Erigeron canadensis is the source of this 2389-nucleotide messenger RNA. Its product is annotated as mitoferrin. Bases 214 to 2103 code for a protein of 629 amino acids. The transcript is spliced from 9 exons. Gene Ontology annotation, biological process: transmembrane transport. Gene Ontology annotation, cellular component: mitochondrial inner membrane. Lineage: Eukaryota; Viridiplantae; Streptophyta; Magnoliopsida; Asterales; Asteraceae. Gene Ontology annotation, molecular function: S-adenosyl-L-methionine transmembrane transporter activity. The record is from RefSeq and is a predicted model, not a curated record.